AUGCUAUAUAAUAUUGAUGAAGUGCUUAACCUAAUGCAAUCAUCUGAACACAACACACUCUCACUGAUACAUUCAUCAGAUUUACAUACAUCGACAAUCAUUUCAUCUUCAACAAUGAGAGAGUGGAUACAUCAUCUUAUAGGAAGUAUGCAGUCGAUAGAUCGUAAUAUAUCAUUUCCAAACAGCGAUAUACUCAUCGAUGCUUCCACAGAAGAUGAUAGGAAUUCCAAAAGAAGACAAUAUGCAUUCGAUUCAUUACCAUGUUUACAAAAUUUCAUCGAUGAAGCAAUUGUAAGUUGUACCGCUAAAGAGAUGGAGUUGUGGCGCAAAACGAUAAAAUGCGCUCCAAGUAAUGAUACAGGAGAAUAUAAAAAUGAAGUGAUCGUACCUAGCAGUGAUCGUGAAGGUUGGUGUCGAAAUAAAAAAUAUAUUGAACGAGUUCCAACUGGCUAUAUGUGUACAGUAUGCCAAAAAGUAUACGGUCGCUACAACUCGGUAUCUUAUCAUGUCACAAUUUAUCACCGCAAUCCACCAAUACGAUGUGAUGAAGAAGGUUGCAAAUUUAGUACCCGUGAAGCUCGUUAUAUUCAUUUUCACAAAUUUUACCGUCAUCGUGUACCAUUACCUGAAAAUAUUGAUUUGGGUUCCCGUAAAUGUGCCUUAUGUAGGCAUAUAUCAAAAAGCCCAGCAAUGUUAGAGAAGCACAUAAACCGCCACUUGCAAUACUGCACAAAAAUUGGCCAAGACUAUCAAUGUCCGCAAUGCGAGAAACAAACAAGUUCACAGCAAGAAAUGCUAGAUCAUAUGGUAAUGCAUACUGAACAGGAAGAGCCAAGUUUCCAAUGUGAACAUUGCAAAUAUCGUGGACAAACAGCGCGGUCACUUCGACAACAUGUACUCUUUAAACAUACUUCCGAUAUGUUUUCCAGAAAAUUUGCAUGUAAUCAUUGUCCAUACGCUUCAAAAGAUUCUGUCAAUCUUGCCGCACACUACAAAAAAAUGCAUCCGAAGCAGCAGCAUUAA
This is a messenger RNA of Loa loa (African eye worm), 1023 nucleotides long. Its product is annotated as zinc finger protein. The transcript has 7 exons. Lineage: Eukaryota; Metazoa; Nematoda; Chromadorea; Rhabditida; Onchocercidae. Bases 1 to 1023 code for a protein of 340 amino acids. The record is from RefSeq and is a predicted model, not a curated record.